Molecule: messenger RNA, 1162 nt
Organism: Drosophila ananassae
Lineage: Eukaryota; Metazoa; Arthropoda; Insecta; Diptera; Drosophilidae
Exons: 1
Coding region: 221-610 (129 amino acids)
Source: RefSeq, a predicted model, not a curated record
GGCUGCAUUUGGCCAACGACUCGAACAGGGCAGGACGAGCCCAUUGGGAUAGCUGAACUUCAAAACGCGCCAAUAGUUUGGUUUAACCGCAGCUAUUUUUUUUUUUUUAACUCAAAGUUGGAACAAUUUUGGUUGCAAGUGUUUUUAUUUUGGCGUAAGAUGUUCGGGAAGAGGAACAUGUUUUCAAUAUGUGGCAUCAGCAAUAAUCAGCGAAUUAAUUAUGUUUUGGACGGCAGUCGCCUCGUCCACGCUGUCGACCACCCCGGAGAGCUCGGCGGGAUUGGCCAGUGCAGCGCCCAGCUAUCAGCAGCAGCACACAAAGCCAGUUGCUUUGCGAUCCCUGCCCAGCAGCUGGCAGCUCAGCAAUGCUGCAUUUAAAUCACGCCAGCACCACCAUCAGCAACAGAAAGCCCACCUACAGGAGAUAUCUCAGCCACUGUCGCCCCACAAACCGAUCCAAACGGGACACAAGGCGCUGGAGGUCGAGCAGGAAACAGAAAAUCAUCAGACAGCUGCUCCCAGUCGUAAGAAGAAAAUCAGUCCAAAAAGUGAAAGUAAAAUAUUCAAAGCUUUCACCUUGUGCAAGUGCACAAAAAAGGAUAAAAAAUAGUUUCAACAAAUACGAGUACAGCUCAUGUGCGCCAGCCAGUACAAUUCAAUAACAAUAAUCGAAACUGAACAAGCUACAUAUUUUUUAUGCAUUUAAAAGGUGAAAUUUAAAUGGACCGAUUAAUACAAGCAAACAAUCAAGUUCCUGUGCAUUUUAAACAAAACCAAAAAAAAAUAAUCAAAAUGAAUUAACACUAGUAUUUGUAUUUAAUGAGUGAGUUUUGUGAAGCCAAAACAAUUGAAAGGUAAGCAUUGGUAAACGAGUGCUAUUUAAUAAAGUGCCAUUAAUAUAAUUGCAAAGUCAAUAAACAGAAAAAUGUGAAAAAAUUAAUAAUAAAAAAAAAUAAUAAAAAAUCACUUAAGUAGACCAUGAAGUUCUUCAAGUUCAUCGUAUUUUUAACACAAUCUGUCCAAAAGCAAACUUCUGUUUAUUUUCUUUGAUAUUUUCAUAUCAAGGACUCAUUAUCAUAUUUCAACGGAUGCAGACCUUCGCCCCGACUGCUUUGGGCAAACACAUGCACAUUCGUGGCAGAGAGACUGGUAGCAUUCCAUU